Molecule: messenger RNA, 2314 nt
Organism: Wyeomyia smithii (pitcher-plant mosquito)
Lineage: Eukaryota; Metazoa; Arthropoda; Insecta; Diptera; Culicidae
Product: CDK5RAP1-like protein
Exons: 3
Coding region: 525-2270 (581 amino acids)
Biological process (GO): negative regulation of cyclin-dependent protein serine/threonine kinase activity; tRNA modification
Cellular component (GO): cytosol; mitochondrion
Molecular function (GO): tRNA-2-methylthio-N(6)-dimethylallyladenosine(37) synthase activity; 4 iron, 4 sulfur cluster binding
Source: RefSeq, a predicted model, not a curated record
AGCUGCAAAACCAAAACACGACCAAAACCGAAAUCUUUUAAUGUCGGCAAUAACAUCAAAAGUGAUCUUUUAUUUUUGUAUUUAGGAUUGUCACUUGCGAUACUAGAACUACCGAUCGGAUAACAUUUGUUUUUCACGCUUCUGGAUCCGGAUUGCUACCAAGUUGAGACCGAUCGAACAUACACAAAGCUGUCAUAAGUUGAAAACAGACUGAAAUCAGCUGAUUGCAACUGUCUCGUGGAUUGCCUUGUUGUCAAAAGGGUGGGUAAUUUAUUACGAACUUCGCAUUAUAGCGUCCGCCAUUAUGGCGCGUAAAAAGCUGAAUAGAGAUCGCAACCAACUACAAACACCCAACGAACGAAUCACCACUGUAAACCCUGCGUUUUUACUCAGUGUAGAAAUAAAAGCCGUUUGUUUGUAAACACAGCCAAAAAUAAAUUCGUUACUCAACACAAGAAAUAAGUUAGUAUGUGUAUUUUUAGUUAGAAAAAUAUUCAGUAGUGAACCAUUAUCGGUUUAACAAAAUGAUUAACUUACUGCGGCAUGUAUCACGCGGAGAGAUUUUGCGCAAAGUUAGUGUUAAAAGUUACGCCGUUAAGUAUCGGUUAACAAGUUCCCAAAGUAAGCAUAAUAAGUUUGUCGAGGGCCCAAGCUUGCAGGACUUUAUUCAUCGGUCUAACUUUGUGCCUGAGCAAAUAGAUAAUGUUAAUCGACAUUCGGAGUUACCCUAUUUACCCCGAGAAGCUCUGCUUGGACGGGGUCAGAAAGUAUUCUUCGAAAUCUACGGUUGUCAGAUGAAUACAAACGAUAUGGAAAUUGUGUGGUCAAUUUUAAAAGCUCAUGAGUAUCAGCGAGUUGGUAGUAUUAAGGAUGCGGACAUUGUACUGAUGGUCACUUGUGCAAUUAGAGAAGGAGCAGAGCAGACGGUUUGGAAUCGGCUCAGACACCUUAGACAAAUGAGGGAAAAACGGGAAGAAUCUAAUAGACCUAUGCUCGUGGGUGUUUUGGGAUGUAUGGCAGAACGGUUGAAAAAUCAGUUAGUCGAAAAAGAACGAGCAGUUGAUGUUGUUGCAGGUCCGGAUAGCUAUAAAGACUUACCUCGGCUGCUAUCUGUAGGACAAACCGGUCAGAAAGCGAUUAACGUGAUGCUGUCAAUGGAUGAAACUUAUGCGGAUAUUAUUCCGGUGAAACUGGAUCGUAAGUCUCGAACGUCUUUCGUAUCGAUAAUGCGCGGAUGCGAUAACAUGUGCGCCUUUUGUAUUGUACCGUUUACGCGGGGGAAAGAGCGAUCAAGACCGAUUAGUUCGAUUAAAGAUGAGGUGCGUAAGCUUGAAGCUAAAGGGAUUAAAGAAGUUACACUUCUUGGUCAAAACGUGAAUAGCUAUAGGGACAUAAGCGGCAAUCAGGGAAGUGACAAACAGGCUACCGUACUGGCGGAAGGGUUUAAGACUGUUUACAAAACCAAAGUAGGUGGACUUAGGUUUUCAGAGCUACUUGCGGAGUUAGCUGAAACGGUACCAGAAAUGAGAAUAAGGUUUACCUCACCUCAUCCGAAAGAUUUUCCUAAGGAAGUACUGCAAACAAUAGCACGAUAUCCUAACAUAUGCAACAGUUUACACUUACCAGCUCAAUCUGGUAGUAAUACGGUGUUGGACCGUAUGCGACGGGGAUAUACUAGAGAAGCAUAUCUUAGUUUGGUCAGUGAAAUACGUACGGUGAUACCAGAUGUGACGCUAUCAAGCGAUUUUAUUUGUGGAUUUUGUGGGGAAACUGAUGAAGAGUUCGCUGAAACUAUUUCUCUAAUUCAGUUAGUAAAAUAUCACACCGCAUUCCUGUUCGCCUACAGCAUGCGCGAGAAAACAACAGCUUAUCGCCGUUAUAAGGAUGACGUAUCAGAAGAUCUGAAAAAACUUAGAGUUAAGAAAAUGAUUCAAACGUAUCGAGCAGGAGCGAGUGAACUAAAUGCUCAAUGGGUUGGAUGUGAGCAGCUGAUUUUAGUUGAAGGAUACAGCAGACGAUCCAAACACGAUCUGUGCGGAAGAAAUGAUGGAAAUAUAAAAGUGAUAAUUCCGGCAGGCGAUGUUCCUUUCGACGAUCCGUACGGCCGGGAAAGGAAGACGAUUGUAAGCGGUGAUUAUGUUGCAGUGAGAAUAACAGAAUCAAAUUCGCAGAUUCUGAAGUGUAUUCCUCUCUAUCACACAAGCAUCAGUCAAUACUCGCAGAGGCGACAGCUUCAGGAGGUUGCUCAUAGUACAAGCAUUGGUUAUUGAUAGAUUAGGUUUUUGCAUAAUAAAAUUGAAUGACUCAUGGAAAA